Arabidopsis arenosa is the source of this 1200-nucleotide messenger RNA. Lineage: Eukaryota; Viridiplantae; Streptophyta; Magnoliopsida; Brassicales; Brassicaceae. The record is from the annotation of a GenBank genome assembly.
AUUCGUCAAUCUUCCUGUAUUAAUUCUUGCACUUCCGAGACAUUUUCAGAUAUUUGAAUCCCUGGAAAAUGAAAUGGCUGCUUCGGUUUUUCUCAGGUGAAAUUGCAGCGAUUUCGAAGCGUAUUUCACAAGAUAGAUUCAGUGAUGGAAUGCUGAUUCUGAAUAGGUUGCUAUUAUCUGGAAAUGGAGUAGCAAUCAAAUUGCUCAACCGCGCAUUUCAUAGUUCUCCACCGUGUAAUUACUCGGAAUCUGAUGUAGGAGUGAAAACUCAUGCACCUGCGUUAUUUAGUCAUCUUGAGGAUGAUGAUUAUUUCUCAGAGUUGGGUUCUGUAGAGAAAGAAGUGGAUCGGAAUGUGAUUGUGAAGAUGUUAACUGAGAAGCCAGAGCCUGUUCAGGAUGAGAAUCCAGUGAUAUCUCUGAAUACUAAAGGCAAGAAGAAAAAGAAAAAGAAGAAGAAGCAGGAACAAGCUUCUGAUUCAAUUUCGAAACCAAAGUUGUUGACUGAAAAGCCAGAAGUUUCUUGGAAAGUUAAUGGCAAGAAGAAGACGGAAGCAUAUGCUUCUUCACCAGCAAGAGAUGCUACAGAUUCAAAUAUUCCUUUCUCCAAGCCAACCAUGUCAUCAUCUCAAAUUCAAGAUCACAAAUCCAAAUCUCAAAACAUAAUCAGUCCCAGUUCUGAGCCAGGAGACGAAAAUAGCUCCAAGGGUUCUGCUAUCUCCAAGACACCCUCAAAUCAUCCCUCUUCAGUACUCGUUAUAAGGAUUGGUAAUCUAAAUUCGAAAACAGCUGAUUCAAUGAUACACUCGAUGUGCUUGUCGAUUUGCCCUCUCGAGGGGCUUGCUAGGGUUAAUGAGGACACUGUUGACGUUUUAUUUCGAGUGAAAAACCGAAACGAAGCAGAUUCUAUACUGGAAGAGCUAAAAGAUGCAACCGUAGAUAACUCUCAAUGGACGGCUGAGAUUGUACCAGAAGCCGAAGAAGGUUCGAAAAAUCAAAUGGGUAUGAGAAUCACAAGCUGUUACGAAGAUUUGGAUAAGCAACUGGUAAUGCAGCGCAUUCUUGGAAAAGACUUGGAAGUUCUGCUCCAUUCAGUAAUGCAUCUGGAGAAUCACCCAAUGGCUCGAGGAAGAGACUAACUAAAGUUAGUUAGGUAUUUGUUGAGUCUUGCACUUCCUUUGAUAAUCAAUUGAAUUGGGGGUU